This is a messenger RNA of Mercenaria mercenaria, 8276 nucleotides long. Its product is annotated as protein P200-like. Gene Ontology annotation, cellular component: actin cytoskeleton; plasma membrane. Lineage: Eukaryota; Metazoa; Mollusca; Bivalvia; Venerida; Veneridae. The transcript has 10 exons. Gene Ontology annotation, biological process: actin filament bundle assembly. The record is from RefSeq and is a predicted model, not a curated record. Gene Ontology annotation, molecular function: actin filament binding. The coding region runs from base 947 to 4282 and encodes 1111 amino acids.
UGAUUGUAUCUUGACAGCUAUGACAGACUUUACAGCAAGACAUGUUACAAAAAUGCACUGUUUUGUCUGUAUUUAAUCAACAAUAUGCAACAUAGUAAAAAUAUCAGAUUGACAUUUGAAUUGUCUAAAUGAUAUGUUAUAUAAUGUGAUAUAGAUACACAAAGUUACUUUCAAAAGAAGAUCCUUUCAUUUCAGAUGCAAUUAAUAUUUAAACCUUCCUGAUGCAAGUUUUUGCGUGUUUACAUAUUUGAAUUUAUGUUUAAUAUUUGAAUUCUGGGACAGCAAUAAACAGAAGUAACUUUGAAAGUAGAAUUUUUAUAGGUGACAUUUUCUGCACUUAAUAGCCUAUACUUCUUGGGGGAAGUCAAAGUUAAGCCUUAUAUUAAAUCCAUGUCAAAUUGAAAGUGUUGAAAAAUUAUAAUAAGUAAACCAAGUGAAAAAUAUUAUGGUUAAAUAUUUGUACUACGAGCUUUGAAAAUGAAUUAGAUGUUUGAAUGUAGCCAGUCGUUUAUAUUAAUGGCUUUAGAUAUAUUAUACCACAGGCUACAAGGACGAAAAUUUUUCAUGGAUGGAGAACCUCUCGUUAUUAGAUAAUUGAAGUGUGUAGUAACAAAUGCAAUAUGUUUUAAGGUAACUUUGCUGUUAUAGCCUGUUAUUACCUAAAUUAGGAAAGUGUUAAAUUGCUUGAAUAGUUUAGGGAGUUUGAAGACGAAGAGGAAAUAGAUUAGUGGACCAUUAAAGUGUGCUAUCUAGACGAAUAAUUGAGACAUGUGAGAUACCAGUGGAUUAAUGCUGUUGAUUAACGAAGAAUGUUUUAUCAGUUUGGAGUAAACCUAUGUAUAUACAAUCAUGUACUUGGUAUCAGUAGGGUAAUUGUAUCUAAUGCAUAUCUAGUUGCAAACAGGGCAUUUAUUGAAGGCAUUAGAGAGAUUUACUAAACUAUUAAAUGAAGAUUAUGCCUCUUGAAUCAUUAAACAGUUCUGAUAAUCGUAUCAUUGAUAAUGAUUCACCUGUUGUAUCGGAAGUUGAACUUGGAAUUGCUAAGCUGAAUAGGGUGUCCCAUCAUGAGUACCUGAGAUGUGCAAAAUACGUAAAUCCUUUAGUGCGUCAACUCUCUGCGCCAGGCACUCCAUCUGCCAUUGAAUCUCCAGCCAUUUAUAACCGGAAUAGUCUGAUUAUUCUAGAUCCGGAAAUUGUAGAGAGUGAUACAGAGCAGGAUGUGUACGAGUCAGAACUAGAAAGUAGUCUUGAGAACGCUCUUGAACUAGAUGGAAUGGAUGAGUCAGAUACAACCCUUUCUGACAAAGAUGAUAGAAAUGACAGUGACAAAGAUGAUAAUUUGAGCGGCAGCAUGUCCAGUAUAAAAGGUGAAAUAGAAGAUGGCAAAAGUAGAAGUUAUGAGACAAGUAAAGAAAAUGAUGUUAAGACCAAAGAAACUGAAACUUACAGUGAUGAAAAAUAUGAAGAAAUAAAUCGUAAUGAAGCCAUAGUUAAAUAUAUAGAAGAUACGAAAGAAGAGAGGUUAAGAUCAGAAGUACAACUUCCUGAAAUUGAAGAUAAGUUAAUUCUGAAAACUGCAAAUGGCAAAGAAGUUGUAUUUAACACUGUAAAAGCUGAGGAAAGAGAAGAAAAGUUGAGUUCAGAAUUAGAACUUCUUAAAACUGAAGAUAUAGAAUCGGAUAUUUUACAAGCUUCUUUACAAGGAAAUACUGAAUCAGUUAGUAGUGAUCGGAAUAUGACAUUAUAUGUAAAAGAAAGUAGCUGUGAUAAACCAUUUGCUCAUAUGUGUGGCACAGAUGCUCAAAAUUUAACAGAUAAAACUGAUAUAACUAAAACAGUUACAGUAUCUGCUGAUUCUGAUUCAGAAACUGUUAACUCAGUUGCUCAGAUGAAAACUUCAAGUGGUAAUUUGGAGGAGGUUACUACAUACAAAUCAACAAGUUUUCUGAUUCUAAGUCCAAGCUCGGAACGCUCGGUUGUGGAAAGUUUUGGUAGAUUACGAGAGGAAGAAGAUGCUGUGGCAGUGGAACAGAAGACAGCAACAACAGAUGAAACAAGAAACAGUGUUCCAGAGGAAAAUGCCUUGAAAGUAAAUGGCACCAGUGACAUCAGCGAGAAUGGAAUAUCUGAAGAAGAUGCGGUGAGAGAUCCAAACAUUUUCCGCGAGACACACGAAAAGGAGGAGGUUCAUUUUGCUGAGAUGAACAGUGUCCGUGAAAAGUUUGAGUCUGGAGGAAAAUCAGAUGAGGAUCAAGCACCUCGUAGAGUAUCCGUCAAGGACGAGUAUGACCAAGGUGGUGAGUUCGAAAAUGAGCCAGUGCAGAAUCCUGAUGUUGUUAAAGAAACAGAUAGACCAAAAGAAGAAUUACCUGAAGUUGGCAGUGCAAAAAGUCUGGUAAAUCGGUUCAAAUCUAUUCAAGAAGAAAAAGCACAACCAGUAGCUAGCAGUAAACGGCCAUCACCACCUCGUGAUUCAGAAAAGGUUGAGUAUGAGAGUCAGCCAACAGAGCAUUUGCCACAAUACGAAGGACAGACUGAGUCUGGUGUUUUCGAAAGUGAACCAAAAGGUCAUGAAGAUGUUGUAAGGUCAGGUGACCUAGCAGAAGAUUAUAAACCAGAAGAAGGCUCGGCUAAAAACAUUUUGAACAAAUUUAAAGAGAUUCAGACUGAAUCAAGUCAGCACAAAGUACACGAAAAGCGUGAAAUUACACCGGAUAGGUCCGGUAAAGUGGAAUAUGUAAGUGAACCACGUGGGGAGCAUAUAGUAUACAAUGAAACACAAACUGAAUCUGGAGUGUUUGAAAAUGUGCCAAAAGAGGAAGAGGAUGUUGUUCGUUCUGGCGAAAAAGCAGAUGAAAUUUUACCAGAAGUCGGUAUGGCGAAGUCACUUCUGUCAAAAUUCAAGCAAAUGGAAACAGAAGUAGGUCAUAGGCCACCACCUUCACCUAACAAGGAGAAACCUAAAAAGGCAGAAUUUGUAAAUUCACCAAGGGGUUACCUAGAGAAAUAUGAGCCACAAGUAGAAGCAGGUGAGUUUGAGAAUAAGCCAGCUGAUAGAGGGGAGGUUGUUCGAUCAGAAGAUCAUACAGAAGAUAUCCUUCCAGAGGUUGGAAGUGCUAAGAAAACAAUGGAAAGGUUUCGUGAGAUACAGAAGCAGUCAAGUUCACCUGUAAGUUCAAAAGCAAAAGAAAUCACACCACCCAGAGAACAAAGCCCAGGUCGAAAUGUUGCAGGUGUUUUUGAGAAUACACCAGCUGAGAGAGAUGAUCUAGUUAGGUCCGGUGAGGUUCAACCAGACGAAUUACCAGAGCAAGGUACUACUAGGAACAUUCUUAAUAGAUUCAAAGAAAUUCAAACAAGUGGGUCACAGUCUAGUUCACCUGGUAAAAAACCAAAAGAAUUCACUCCUCCACCAGAGGCAGGUGUUUAUGAAAACAAUCCUCAAGAACAUUUAAUAAUUGAAACAAGGCAAGCGGAGAGUGGUAUAUUAGAAAGCACACCAAGUAAAUCGCAAGCUGAUGUAGCUAGGGAAAGGGAAGCAACCCCAGAAUCUGAACUUCCUGAGCAAGGAUUUGCGAAAAAUCUUGUCUCUCGAUGGAAACAACUAGAAUCAACUUCCAGUAGUGCCAAAUCAACAUCAUCCACGUCGCCUAGGUUUAAGGAGUUUACACCUCCGAGGGACAGUAGGGGUCCGUUGAGUCCCAAAUCCCCAGCGGGCGUGACUAAUGGCGUUCAUCCCAGUGAUCUCCCAGGACAGUACCAGCCACAAGAAUCUACAGUCAUUCAUGAAAAUAAACCGGAAGUAAAAGAAGAUGUGUAUCGUGAGGCUGACACAGACUGGACGGAUGGAAUGCCGGCACCUAAUACAACAUCUUCGAUGCUUCAGAGAUUCAAAAGUAUUCAAGAAGAAGCAAAGAUAAAUGAAAAGACCCCUGAACCGAUUCAUAGAAAGGACGAUUCCCAACCCCCUCAACCAGACACCGAGGAAAAGGGAAUGUUCAAAGUCGUACAAACUGAAAAGUGUGCAGCAUGUCAGAAAACAGUGUAUGCAAUGGAAAAACUCGAGAUGAACGGCCAUAUUUAUCAUAAGAAUUGCUUCAAAUGCUCGCAUUGUAGUGCACGAUUAACGGCAAAAACAUUCAGCAUGAAUGAAGGCGUUAUAUACUGUGUAAACCACUUUAAACAGCUUUUUGCACGCAAAGGAAAUUACGAUGAAGGAUUCGGAAGACAGCAGUAUAAGAAGAAAUGGCAAGGAGAUAAACCAGAGGGUGCUACCGCAUAGCUUUUUUAACAAUUAUCAGUGUUAGAUGUAUAUUUUUGUUGAAUGUAGCCUAGGCAUUUUUUCCGUAUUUUUUUUGUGUAAAUGUUUUGAAACUGUUGUUAGAGUGAUCUCUUUUUGAUUUAAGAAGUAAAAGAGUUAAUUCCCUUGGAGAUAUGCUCAAUGAUUAGACAGUUAGUAACAUAAUGUACUGUUGUCUCACAUUCGAUUUUAAAGUUAUUUGUUGACAGAUAAAGUGAACAUUUCCAGUUUUGACAUUUAAAUGUAUUUACUUUAAUACAGAAAUAUUAAAAGAAUUGAAAGCAAAUUAUAUAAAUACUUGUGUGGAACAUUAUUUUGUCAGUUGAAGUGCUUCUGCACCUGUGAACCUACAGACGGAUAUUAAAAAAAAUUCUUGUGACUAAUGUUAAGAUUACAGUGCAUCCGCCCAAGCAAACAGUAUAGCAACAACUAAAAUAUGUUUGCUUUACAGUGGAUGUUGCUGUUGGACGUUUAGUUUCAGUAUGUUAGAAAACAUCUGCCAUUGGUAUACUAUAUUUCUCAGUUUCACUAAAACUCUGUGAACAGGUUGCUUUAAGUUUGGACUGCUAUUGACGUAUGGAGAAUAAGUAUUACAAAAAGAUCAUGUGAUGAUAUGUAACUGUGUAAAGUAUUAUAACAAUGUUAAUCAACAAAAUCUCUUAAUUGCGUGAGAUUGUGUGUGAAUGAUAAAUAUAUAUGUAUUUUGUAUUUGAUAUUCAGAAAAAUCCACUAAUUCUUAAUCAUGAACAAAGUUAGUUUUGGUUUUAAAUGAAUUCAGUGUCAUUAUGUAAAUGAAUUCUUGUUGCCUUAUUUCUCAUUGUAUGUAAUUCAUUCAUUAUGUAAAAAUAUCCAUAAUUACGUAUGUACAUUUAUACAUGUCAGACAUUAGUGAGAUGUGACGGAUCGUGUUUGCUUCAGAUGACCAGUUUUCUUUUUAUACCAAUGACUCUCUUAACUUACCUAGAUUUUCGACUACAUGUAUACUAACAUGUGUUAAUUUGAAUAUUUUACCCAAUUUUCGACUUCAGCAUAAAGUAUGCAAAAUGAUAUUCAAAAAAGGCCUUGUAGCUGAGGAAAAAUUUAAAAUGGCACACAGGAAAUAUGCCUAAAAAUGUGUUAACAGCCAUAUUAAAACUAUUAUAGUUGUAUUGUUGAAAUUUAUGAUUAUUACAGAGAAUCAUUAACUUUGAAAGGUACGCCGGAGUUGUUUUUGGAAAAUUCAUACCUGUUUUCACUUAAUUUUGAAUAACUGUUUGUUUUUCUAGAAAUAUAACAAAACAACCGAAAUAGGUGGUUGGCAGUGAUAUAAAACUGGUUAGAGUUUGAAAUAUUAACUGUAUACCUGUGGAAUACUGGUAAAAGUGUUUCAUAUAAUAAAGGCCCACAAUUUCUGCUGACUAGGUAUAGUUUUAAAGAGAAUGAAUUCUGGUGUGUAUGCGUUUGUAAUAUUUUGUGAAAGAUAACUGAGUGAUGUUUACAAAUCAUUUUAAUUUUACAGUUAUGUUUUAUUAUUACAUCUUGCCAGCAAUACAUUUGUAAGUUAUAUAUGCAAUUUAAGUCUUGAGUGUUGAAAAUGAAUAUUCUCACAGACAAGUCUGUCUUAGUCAUAACUUCAUAAGUCGCACCCUAUGUUUAAUGACUGAUACAUAUUUUUGCAUCAGUCAUUACCCAUAUAAAAACUUGAAAAAAAAUUUCAUUGAAUUUUGAUUGGGGAACUUUUACAUGAGAAUUAUACUACCAUAGAAAAGGUUAUAUGAGUAAUGAUUUGUAGUAUGCAAUCGUUAAACUGAGAUCUAUUUUGAAAAAUGUGCUUUGUAUAUGAUGACUUAUAAUAAUCGGAUAUUAUGAAGUUUUACAGGUAAAUGAAAGUAUUGAUGUAAACAUCAAAUGAGAUUUAGAAAUUCAUUUUAAAGAACUUUUGAAUCAAAAAUGUUGUUAUAGAAACACAGAUAAAUAUAGCAUGGAUUUUGUUUUUCUUACAUAAACUCAUUAGUUUGUGAUAAUUGAAUUGUAAAUCAAAAGGACUCUUAAUGGGCCAGUACCAAUUUUCAUUUUUGAUAUUCUGUUUUGUUUUGUGCUAGAUUAGGCACUUAAGUUUAAGUACAUGUAAUGGGUUGAUUUAGCUGAGCACAGUUAUGAAAACAAAAUCUAACAUUGCAUUUUCUGUUGUUACCUGCAACAUUUGUUUUUUGCAAACAUGAACAUUUUGAAAGCUAAGACUUCUUCCUUCUUCUGUCAGUAGAUUCUCUUUAUUUAUAAAUCUUCUAUUAAGGUAGAAUUCCCAUAAUCACAGAGGACAAUUUUCAUGAAAUUACGUAUUAUAAUUAGCUAAUUCGGCAUCCUUUGGCCAUAAGGGAAAAUUAUUUUUCAUAACCAGCAGAGAAUGCUGAAAGCACAUACGGGGAAUAGUAAUUGAAUGAACAUUGCCAUUAACAUUAUGUGUCCGCAACCUUAAUUUAGAAAAACUUGCUAUUUUAAGACUAUAGUAAGUGAAAUAUCAUCAAGAAAAACACUCUUUAUUGUUAUUUCUAACGCAUAUCUUUUUAAUUUAUUUUUAUUGCAUUUAAAACAUUAUACUUAGCAGUAUUUGAUAAACAUUGUACAAAAUAGAAUGUGUGAGAAGACUGAACUCUAUUGUUGCCAUGGUUUUUACUGUGUAUUGUGCUAUAUUAUUUUUGCUGCUUAUUUCAUUCAUUUUCUGCAUAUUUUCAUGUACUGUGUAUAGCUAAAUGUAACUAUUUAUAACACAAUUAUCAAUGUAUAACAUACUGCUAUGUAUAAGUGAUAUUUUUUAAAUUUUCAACAUUUUUAUUUUUUUGUCGUCUGCCUUUAGACAACAGCAGCUGUAGAUCAAAGCUUGAGUCUUUCGAAGAUUCUUAAUGGAUUUAGUUUUUUGUGUACAUUUUCAUAACUUUGAGCUUAACCAACAACUAGCUUUUUUUUGUCAGCUGAACAAAUGCUGGAUAAGUAGCUGCUACACAACAUAUUUAUGCAAUCAUUCUGUUUCUGUUACCGGAAGUUUUUUCAGUCUUGAAAAUUUAACAAGAUAUUUGUGGCUUGUAUGUCAAGUGAGUUGAUAUUAAAACUUUUUUUUUGUCGUUAUUCAAAAUAAUUUUUAAAGGGACCUGCCUCCAGAUGUGCAUGCCAGUAUCAGCAUGUCUUUAAGAUAAUAGCAACAUCUUCCUAAGUAUCAAAAAUUAUAUGAAAAGCAAAAUUUGUUCAAGUUUAAGUCCGUUCUACUGCAUGAGUAAUGCAUAAGAUAGCAUUCUAUGUCUGCCUAUGUUUCUGACUGCACAAGUGGAAUAACUUGUAGUUUAUUGUCUGAUAUACCAUGGUUCAGAGUUCAGAUGCAUAGGAAUUUAACCUUGACAGCAUUCAUCAAAGUUGUUGAAUAUCCUAGUAUCUGAAUGGUGAAUUGUGGUAUAUAAGGCUAAAAACCAGAACCUUGUUUGUUUUCAUUCUGAUAUGCUCAUAAGAAAUACUAUGGUUAAUAUGCUGAAAGUCAUUCAUCUGAAAAUUAAUCAACCAGUCUGACUGUUGUUUAUCAUAGAUUUUAUCACUGUUCUAUUCCUCUUUGUUUAAAUGACAAAGAAAUCCAGCCAUGUUAGAACUUGUAAAUAAAUACUGCCUAGAACUUUUGCUUUUAUAGUCUGUUAAGAAUUAAAGUGCUUUGUAAAUUUCAGUGUAAAAAAAAUGUAAAUCUGGAGGUGUGCCCCUUUAAAGAUGAUUUGAUAUAUCCUAAUUGUAAUACUAUUGCUCUUUUAUCAGAUCAGCAGGGAUAAUUAUCAAAAUAAUGUUGAUAAAAUGAUGUUAAGAAAAGUUUGAGGGGCUUAAGAUAAUGGCAGGAUGUUGCAGAAGUCUGGUACAUGUAAUACUGUGAUGAAUACUUUCUUGUCCUGGCUUGUAGCUACAGCAAUCUUCUAUACUUAGAUAUAAAAGCAUCAUUGGCAAAUAAAAUGCUGUAAAAUGUGAACAA